ACACAUCACUGGGUGCCCCGCACUCAGCGUUUGUUUGGUGGUCAAAUAGUCGGCCAGGCCCUUGUAGCUGCUGCCAAAUCUGUCAGUGAUAAUCUCUACGCCCAUUCUCUCCACUGCUACUUCGUACGAGCAGGGGAUCCUAAGGUUCCAGUGCUGUACCAGGUGGACCGCACAAGAGAUGGUCACAGUUUCACAGUACGCUCUGUCAAGGCCAUCCAGCACGGACAGCCGAUACUUAUCUGCCAAGCGUCCUUCCAGAAGCUACAGCCGAGUCCACUGCAGCACCAGUUCACCAUGCCGGUGGUCCCUCAGCCUGAAGACCUCCUCACCGCGGAGGAGCUUAUUCAUCUUUAUCUCAGUAAACCAGACCUUGCAGAGAAUGCGAAAGAAGGCCUUAACAAACUGCUGGCUAGCGAGAUUCCCAUUGAGAUAAAGCCAAUCAACCCACCACAGUUAUACAGACUUGCUGCAACUGAGCCUAAGAAGGUGUUCUGGGUGCGAGCACGAGGAUAUAUUGGUGAAGGCAACAUGAAGCUGCAUUGCUGUGUGGCUGCUUAUGUAUCAGACUUUGCAUUCCUGGGCACAGCUUUGCUGCCUUAUCCCGACUACAGGGCCAAGUUCCUAGCAUCCCUGGACCACGCCAUGUGGUUCCACAACACUUUCCGCAGUGAUGAAUGGAUGUUGUAUGAGUGUGAGAGCCCGUGGGCAGGGGGCAGCAGGGGACUGGUUCAAGGCCGACUGUGGAGAAGAGAUGGGGUGCUGGCUGCCUCGUGUUCCCAGGAGGGUGUCCUCAGAGUGAAACCAGUCACAGAGCCCAGCAAACUAUAAGCACAUGUCCAAGGUUUUAUUUUGUAACUCUAAUCAUAUCAAUUGUAACUUAAUUUAAGACAUAAAAUGACCAGAAAAAUAAAUAUGAUUGUUUUAUUAAUGCAAAAAUUAAUUUAUUUCUAAUCAAUAAAUGUGAACAAAAAGGUUUUAA
Messenger RNA from Micropterus dolomieu (smallmouth bass), 979 nucleotides. It is a transcript of the gene acot8, whose product is annotated as acyl-CoA thioesterase 8. NCBI's taxonomy places the organism in Eukaryota, Metazoa, Chordata, Actinopteri, Centrarchiformes, Centrarchidae. The record is from RefSeq and is a predicted model, not a curated record. Gene Ontology annotation, cellular component: peroxisomal matrix. Gene Ontology annotation, molecular function: fatty acyl-CoA hydrolase activity. Gene Ontology annotation, biological process: acyl-CoA metabolic process; fatty acid catabolic process.